Messenger RNA from Drosophila obscura, 2092 nucleotides. RefSeq names its product UPF0472 protein C16orf72 homolog. Bases 523 to 1374 code for a protein of 283 amino acids. NCBI's taxonomy places the organism in Eukaryota, Metazoa, Arthropoda, Insecta, Diptera, Drosophilidae. The record is from RefSeq and is a predicted model, not a curated record. The transcript has 5 exons.
UUGAGUGUCAUUAGUCCGGCAGCACUGACACAGAGUCUCAAUUCUUUUUUGUGGUGGUUUGGUGUUCAUUUCGUACGCGUUUCGUGUCCAAUGAAACAAAUAAAUUAUAAGAAAAGAAUAUAAAAAGGUGAUCUACGGCACAACACCUAGUGGCGGAUUGGAGGCUGUGCAUCAAAGUUCGCAUUCAAGUGGCCCCAAAGUCUGCAGUCAAGAGUGGACAAUCCUCUACACACCCACACACAGAAGCGAGACUGCGUGUGUGUGAGGCGUGUGUGCUUCUGUGCGAGCAUUUCUCGUGCGUCUGUGUGUGUGUGUGUGUGUUAGUGCGUACUGUCGUCGUAGCAGAAGAGGAAGCAGCAGAAAGGAGCAGCAGCCAAAAGACGCAAGUCGCGAUUCGAUUCCCCAGUCGCGGAGUCCAGGCCGUAGCCGUAACCGUGAUAGAAGAAAAAAAAACCAGCGCAUCAAAAAAACCACAUACAACCCACACACACACCAACAUACACACAAAAACACAGUCAAAAAAUGCAACAGCAGCAGGAAUCGGGCGGCGAGGAAAGCUGGCUCGAGGAGCAGUGUCACCAUGAAAUUGACGGCCAGCAUGAUGAAUUCGAACGGGAGUAUGUGCGUCAGCGUGACAACAAUUUAGGCACCGUCUGGGGAGCAUUCCAGGAUUCGGCCACCGCUGUGGCCCAGCUCUAUCGCGAGCGCUCAUCGAACGCAUUUUCCUCAGACACAGGCGCCCUCUGGCUGCCCUUCCAGACCGCAGCUGGCACUGUGACAACACUUUACAAAGAAUCAUGUGAUGGUCUCAAGCGCACCAGCGAUGCUGCUGUACAGUGCGGAUAUCAACGUCGCACACGUGAGCUAGCAGACUGGGCUCGCAGCAAAAAACGUCGCAUGAUACGCCGCGAGGAUCUAUUGGCCUAUCUAGCCGGAAAACCGAUGCCGCCAUCCAACACAAAUCCACAUGCCAAUCGUCGGUCACCAAAACCAGAGCAUAACCAGGGCGGUGGCGGCGGACAUUUUUCGACCAGCGGCGGACCAGGCUCUGGCCUGGGCUUUCUUGGCUCUGGCCUGGAUCUGCCCGGUGGCCCACUGACAGGCGCUUCGGGACAGCCAACGCAUUUGUUGUCGCCAGCCGGAGCUGGCGCACAGGGCGGUGGUGGUGGUGGCGGCGGCUGUGCCCCAGGAGCCCCAGGCAUCGGUGAUGAUUUGCACACCUUCAAGGAGGCUUUGGUUUUGCGCCCACGUGGCCCGGAACUAUUUGCAUUUGUUGCCAAUGAAAUAGCGCGCCACUGCAAGCGUCCCGGCAGUCCCAUCGACGAUAAAAUGGAUAUAUGCCACUAUAGCAGUAAACGCCAGCGCUUCAUGUAAACCCAUCGUUCAAUAAGCCAUUAUCCCAUUAUCCCAAACAUAACAACCCAUCACCAACAUACCCCAACAGUCCACUGUUUAAGUCGUGAUCAGGAAGUGUAGUAAAAUCGGCAUUAUUAUUGGAUAGAAAGAAGAUUAACUAUAGAAGGGGGGACGAGUUUUGAAAACACACAAACGUGAAUGUUUAUUUUUUGUUUUUUUUUUUUUGUUUUUUUGCAAAUUCUAUUUGCAACAUCCUUCGCCCCACACACACACAAACACACUUGAACCAACUUAUGUAUAUGUAUGUGCAGACACUUACACGAGGUUAAGUUAGGUUUUAGUUGCUAGUUCUUAAACAAAACAUAAAAUACUACAAUGUCUGCAAUGAUUUUUCACACCGACGAUGCAAUGGUGCAACAGACGCAGAAUUUGUUGCACACAGCUGCUAUUUGUUCCGUCGAAACAGCUAUGGAAACACAGCUCUCUUGACGAAAAGGAAAAUGAAUUGAUUAAGAUGAAAUAUUUUUGGAGGCCAGCUGUGUGUCUAAUUUAAUUAAAUUUGAGCUAAGCGAGUAGAUAUUGUUGAGGCGGCGCAGGCAGGACUGUAGAUAAUGUAUUGUAAAAUACUUUUAGCGUGGAAAUGCAGCUGUGUAAAUAUCGUAACUAGAUACCCAGAAAAUCACCAACACCCCACAAAACAGAAGCCGAUUGAAAAGAAAAAAAAAAAAAAAAUUAG